Erigeron canadensis is the source of this 994-nucleotide messenger RNA. RefSeq names its product RING-H2 finger protein ATL74-like. Gene Ontology annotation, biological process: protein ubiquitination. The coding region runs from base 90 to 548 and encodes 152 amino acids. The transcript has a single exon. Gene Ontology annotation, molecular function: transferase activity. The record is from RefSeq and is a predicted model, not a curated record. Lineage: Eukaryota; Viridiplantae; Streptophyta; Magnoliopsida; Asterales; Asteraceae.
CCUUUAAUCUUUUCGUUCAUAUUCACAUCCUUUCGCAUAUAUACAAUAACACUUCAUUUCAAGGAUCAAACUUGAUUAAUUUACCGAUCAUGGUUCGAUUUGUAUUCGUGCGAGUUGAUCAUUACCCCUCGAGUGGGAACAACACGAGUGAUGAUUCUUCCCACGUAAAAGACACUGGUUUCGAUGUGAACACAAUCGUGGUCCUAGCAGCCUUAUUGUGCACAUUAAUAGGAGCCCUUGCACUCAACUCAAUUAUACAUUAUGCAUUAAGGCGUACACGGGCUUUAUUAGAUCCUGAAGUAACUAAGACUGAAGGUCUCAAGAAACAAAACAUAAAGAAAAUUCCUGUGGAGGUUAUAAAGUUAAGAGGUGAAGAAGUUCUAGCAGCUGAAUGCUCCAUUUGUUUAGGACAUUUUGUAGAUGGAGAAAAGGUAAGAGUGUUGCCUGAAUGUAACCAUGAAUUUCAUGUCAAGUGUGUUGAUCAGUGGUUGCUUGACCAUAUGUCAUGCCCGAAUUGUAGGCAUUUGGUGGCUGUACCGCCUAUAUAGCAACGCCUUUUGAACAUGAAUCUGGCCAGCAAGGCGUUGGUGGUUGUAGCCCUUGUCUCUGGAGAUAGAGAUCAAAGGUUCAAUCCUCAUGCCCAACAAGGCUAGAGGUCUUUUUCCAAUGUUGUUAGAAUCUGGAAGCAGUCUUUUUAUCUUUGGUAGGGGAUAAGGUUGUCUACCUUUCAACCUACCUCGUACACUGUCAAACCCAAAACCAAUAGAAGAUAGUAUUUGGGGUUACUUCUGUCUUAAGCUGUUAUUAGUUGUCCUAGCUUUUGAGUUUUCGACGUAUGAAGAGAUUAGUUGUAGCUUGUACAUAUUACAUGGUUAUAUAUUAUCUUUGGUAAUUUGUAAAACACUUUGUGCUUAAAAGGUUAUAGUAAAUCUUUUGACAAACUGUGGAUUAUUGGUAUUUCUAGGGACAAAUGAUGUACUAGAUUACUAGAUUA